CCUCCUCUACCCAUCUCCUCUUCUGCCUCCAUGGUAACAGUGAGCAGUGCUGGUAAUGGUUCCAUCCUGUUUCCUGGAGUCAACCCUUCUUUAGGCUACCUGCAAGACCACUUCCAACUACAUUAGGGGUAGGCAGCACACAGUCUGUACCUGUAGGCUUACACCUGCAUGUAGAGAGUACAGCCAACCCUCUAUAUUUCAUAUUAUGCGUCCAUCACAUGCCUUGACAAAUAGGCAUGGAGCAGCUGCUGAAGACCGGAGUUAUGAGGCAUUAUUGCCCUCUCCCUCGGGCAUCCUGUGGCCCUCAGCAAAACACACUGCACACAGUGCCAGCCAGCCAUCCCUGGGCCCUGGGGGCUUGCUCACGUCUCUGAAGACUGUGAACAGUUCUGACUGUGAGGGAUGGGAAUGACCUGUUCCUGUUUUUUUGUUUUGAUGUGCAUUAUCCCCUGGGUUUUACACAGAGAUAAUUAUUGGAGACAUGCAGAACUAUGAGCACCCUAUAUCAUGAUCUGUUGGUGGUUGCUAUAAACCUCACAGCUCAGAUGUAAUCAGCUCCAGCUGCAGCCCCUUUUUAGAACCCCAAUCAGAGGGCUAGACUGAAAAUGAGCAGUAGUAAAGCAUUGCCUGGUUUUAUGCUGACACAAUGAUUCUAUACAGGGGCUAUAGGAUCCAAACAUCUCUUUAUGACAUAGGCCUACAGGUUGCAAGCAGAUCAGAAAGGCCUCUUUUUAAUACUUGUGCUUUAGAGUAUACAUUUUUAAAGGUUCCCCAUCAGGGCGUAGGGGCUGUAACACACAAACAGAGAGGGCAUUCUUUCUCUCCAUAGAAAUCCAACUUCAUGAUCCCAGCUCAACAAUUGGCUAUAAGGAUAAGCACUGUUUUGAGUGGUUGGGUUAUGCUAAAACAAAGUAAUGCCUACAGUCCUUGCUGGGAACACUGUGCCUUGCAGUUGGAGUCUAAGGAAACCCUCUUCAUUCCUUCCCGUUAGAGGACACCCCUGAUUCUUUCGGGGCACACAAGACCUACAGAGUCCCCAUCUUCUUGGGCUGUCUUAAUGAUCUUCAAUACGGCAGUCUCAGUCUAUUUGGGGUCCACUAAAUAAUGAAAAGCAAAAUGUACCCCAUUAAUUGACAAUAGCAAUUGGCUUCCAGUCUGAUAUGGUACAUUUGUGAAGAUAAACAUUAUAAAAAUGCUAACCAUCUCUCUUUGGGACAAGACACAAGUCAGAAGCAGGGUACAAAACCAUUUCGGUACUGCUCACAAAAGCAUUGUUUGAGAUCCAAAAAUUCAGUGAUAUCUCCUUGCAAAAUACCAGAAAUAUCACUAACUGUUUACUUAUGUGUUUUGCAGCUAUUUUGCUUAACCAGUUAUUGCCACACCAUUAUUUAAAGAAGUAUCUUCUGACACCAUGCAUCAGUCUGUGUAAGGCUAAAUAGUACAUAUAGUACACUACUUGCACAUAAGGAAUCCAGAAAAUCACUGAAACUAGUAUGUUUGCAACUGUAGGCCUAAAUGUUAAUUAACCCAAUAUCAUAUUCAAAGGAAGAGAAAAAAGAUCAAACAAAACUUGUCACAACCUGAACAUUCAAAAUGCAAUUCACUUUAGCUCUUUUUACUCUGCCCCUUACCAAAGUGUCCCGGUUUAGAGUGAGUUUCAGUAGAACCAGAAGUAUGUUGCCUUCGGACAUCAGUGCUUCAAUGAAGCCAAUGCAGCCCUCAGACAAGGCGGGACAUACUGGCUGUAGCUGGAGGAAGGAAGUUCCCUCUGAAGCAGGGAGUGUCUGCAUAUAAAAUGGUCUGCAGUUCUCUGCUUCAUAGAUGCCACCACCGUCUCCUCUUCUAUGACCAUGGGAGGCCCUCGCAGUGCUUUUCCCACCUCUUCCAGCUCCACCAUGCACUCCACUACUUCAGCCACCGACCAGACCUCUGCUCACACCGGCAUCGCCGCUCCAGACGAAGGUGUAAGUAGCAGAGUGGUGGCAGAGAUGCUUGGCGCUGAGGGCGGGACUGGCAACAGUGGGAGUGCUGGUGGCGGCAGGGCUGGCGGCGAGAAAGGAGGAGGGGCCGGAUCCCUAGGAGGAGGAGGAGGAGGAAGAGGGGGGGCAUCCCAGGAGGCCCAGCAGCACCACCAGAUGACCCCCUCCAAACGGCGGACGGUGCUGAACAUCUCGCCUCCGCCCGAGGACCUGUUUGACGACAGCUGCAUGUCCUGCCAGGAGGAUCAGCUCCAGGACUCAGAGCAGAGCAACAGCAUCUGGAUGGAUGACUCCGCCUCCAACUUCAGCAUCGUCAGCUCCAGCUCCUACAACGACAACACAGAGGUGCCCCGGAAGUCCCGCAAGCGCACCCCCCGCCAGCGGCCCGGCCCCAAGCCUGCCUCGGCCGAGGAGGCCAGCAUGGACGUGUUUGAUGCAGACAGUGCCAAAGGGCCGCACUUUGUGCUCUCGCAGCUGGGCUCAGACAGCAAGGCCUGUACCAAAGGAAGUUCGGCAGAUGGCCCCCAGACAACCCAUCAGAAAGGGGGGACCCUAGCGAGCCAGUUCCCUCAGAAGAGUGAGGGCAAAGAGCUGAAGAUCCUGGUCCAGCCUGAGACCCAGCACAGAGCCCGCUACCUGACUGAGGGCAGCAGGGGGUCAGUGAAGGACCGCACUCAGCAGGGCUUCCCCACCAUAAAGCUGGAGGGUGUGAAUGAGGCAGUGGUGCUCCAGGUGUUUGUGGGUAAUGAUGCUGGGCGUGUGAAGCCACAUGGGUUCUACCAGGCCUGCAGGGUGACGGGGCGCAACACCACAGCCUGCAAGGAGGUGGACACCGAGGGCACCACUGUCAUUGAAGUGUCCCUGGACCCCAGCAACAACAUGACCCUUGCGGUGGACUGCGUGGGGAUCCUGAAGCUGCGUAACGCUGAUGUGGAAGCUCGUAUCGGGGUGGCCGGCUCCAAAAAGAAGAGCACGCGUGCCAGGCUUGUGUUUCGGGUCAACAUCCCCAGGCCGGACGGCUCGGUGCUCACGUUACAGACACCGUCGUCCCCCAUCCUGUGCACCCAGCCUGCAGGGGUGCCUGAGAUUCUGAAGAAGUCCCUCCACAGUUGCUCGGUGAAGGGGGGUGAGGAGGUCUUCAUUAUUGGGAAGAACUUCCUCAAGGACACCAAAGUCAUAUUUCAGGAAAAUGUAUCAGAUGAGAAGUCUUGGAAGGCAGAGGCUGAAAUUGACAUGGAGCUGUUUCACCAGAAUCACUUGAUUGUGAAGGUUCCUCCAUACCAGAACCCAGCCAUCGCGUCAGCGGUGUGUGUGGGGAUUUACGUGGUGACCAAUGCUGGCCGAUCCCAUGACGUGCAGCCUUUUACCUACACUCCAGAACCAGGGGACAUAUCUGUGAAGAAAGAAGUCCCAUCUCCAGGCAAGCCCUGCUCUUUUGAUGAACGGAUGAAAGUAAUUGAUGGUGCCUUGAUGCCCCCAAUGUUGCCUCUUGUGAAGAGAGAAGAGGUCACGCCAAUGGAGGUUUCCAGCAACCUCACUUCUGCUGGCGUGUUCAAGCGGACCCCUGAUGUCAUGUGUUCGGCCCAGCAGACGCUGGACAUGAGUUCCAACCUUCCCAACAACAGCCCGUUCUCCAACUCCUUGCCGCGGCCUGCCAGUGACCCUGACGAAUCCCAAACAGCAGUCUUCAACAGUGCAGAGGCCCUGAGCACCAUACAGAAGCAGGACAUCGCUCCCACCAACUCCUUCCCCGUGCCUGCAGACUCUCUACUCCAACCUGGGCCUCAGCAGUUCCUCCUGGAGCCCAGAGAGGGGCUGGGGCAGGACAGGGCCGGCAACAACGCUGGGGCGGUAGGGAGGCUCGGUCAACUACUGGAGGCCCCUCAGCCUGCUCCCCAGCAACACCAGCUGCCCAUAUUCCCCCCAGACGAGGUGGCCCAACUGGAACAAGCAGUGAGACAACUGCAGGCCAAAGGGUACUGCAGCCAGCAGCAACAGCGACAACAGCAACAGAUUCAACAACAACAAAUUCAACAACAGCAGCAACAAAUUCAGCAACAACAGCAACAACAAAUUCAGCAACAGCAACUACAGCAACAACAACAGAUUCAACAACAACAAAUUCAGCAACAACAGCAACAACAAAUUCAGCAACAGCAAAUUCAACAGCAACAAAUUCAACAGCAGCAGCAGCAACAACUUCAACACCAGCAACAGCAACAGCAAGUGUUGGAGAACCUGCAGCUGUUUCAGUCACAGAUGCCCAUGCAGUGUGGCAUAUUCCAGGGCGGUUCUCGAGGUGAGAACACUGAACAGCAGGGUUCCCAGCAGGGCAUGGUGCAGAACCAUGGUUCCCUCUUUCAGCAGGCCCAACAGCAGCAGCAACAACAGAAACAGCAGCAGCAAGCAGCGCUCUUUCAGCAAGCUAAUGAGCUCCUCUCCAUUCAGACCAACUUCCUCCAGCAGACCCCUCCUCAUCCCUCUCCACCCCUCUUCCAUAACCCCAGCCCCCUGGCUGAGGCACAGGACCCACAGGGGGCGCUGUUCCACACUCAGAAGGCCUCUCCCACCCAGGAGCAGGUCCAGGCAGCCCUCUUCCAGAACACCCUGACAGUGUUGAGUAGGACCAGCCUCUCCCCAGAGCAGCCCCCCUCUGCCGCCAACCUGUUCCUCCCCCAGAGUGCCCUGCCCGGGCAGCUCUCCGCUAACGGCAGCCAGCAGCAGCAGCUGGCAUUCCUCAGUGCCCUGCAGACCUCUGCCCCUGAGCCCCAGUCAGUGUUCCAGGCUCAGACCCAGCUUUCCCCAAUCCAGCAGGGGACCCCCAUGGAGCAGCAGCAGCCUUCCCAGCCUCAGCCUCAGCCACCUCAGCAGAACUCCAUGUUUCAGAACAUCUCCCCUCAUCCACCUGCGAACACUCUCUCUCAGACCCAGCAGCAGCAGGCCGGCCUACUGUUCUGCAGCAACCCCCUCUCCACUCCGGAGCAGCCCCCCAGUCUGCUGUUCAGCGGCCAGGGCCAGAUGCCCCCCAUGAGCAGCAGCAGCCUGAACUCUCAGGAGCCCCAGAACCCCUCCAUGCUGUUCUCUCAGGCCAGCAUGGUGACGGUUAGCCAGCAGGAGCCCUCUGAGCCCAUGGCCUUCCAGGACCAGAGCCAGGUGGUGGGGAACCCCUCGGAGCCUCUCCAGCAGGGCCUGUUCCAAGAGCAGCAGCCCAUGCAGCUGAUCACCAGCUCCAACAAUGGCCCAGAGCAGCCCGUCUCCCUCUUCAUGCCCCAAUCUAACAUGGCUGCCCUGCAGGGUGGCAUGGCUGCCCAGGAGCUCCCGCAGACGGGCAUCUUCAGCACCCAGAAUGGGGUGGCAGGCCUGCAGACCACCACCUCCUCCCCCGUGCAGCAGCCAGGGUCUCUGUUCCAGACAGCAGUCAGUGGGACCCUCAACCAGCCCAGCCAGGCCCAGCAGCCAGGCCUCUUCCUCUUUGGGAUUCAGAACGAGUGUGGCCAGCUGAUAAACUCUCCUGGAACCACUCUUUCUGAUCAGAUCAUUGCCAUCAGUCAGUCUGGUCAGAACCAGAGAGAGAGCGAGGCCCAGAUCCAGUCGCUGCUCAACCAGUCCAUGUCUGAGUCAGGGAGCAUGCAGAACAGCAUGACCGCCUCCCAGAACAUGGAGAAGAUAGAUGACCUGCUUGUCAGCUUGCAGGAGCAGGGCAACAACCUCACUCGCUCCUACUAGGUCUACUAUAGGUUUCAGGAGCCCAGAAGACCCCCAGUGUGGACCCCCAUUACAGACGGCAGAAGACCCCCAGUGUGGACCCCCAUUACAGACGGCAGAAGACCCC
Messenger RNA from Coregonus clupeaformis (lake whitefish), 5811 nucleotides. RefSeq names its product nuclear factor of activated T-cells 5-like. Gene Ontology annotation, biological process: cytokine production; regulation of transcription by RNA polymerase II; calcineurin-NFAT signaling cascade. Gene Ontology annotation, cellular component: transcription regulator complex. The coding region runs from base 1845 to 5705 and encodes 1286 amino acids. The record is from RefSeq and is a predicted model, not a curated record. NCBI's taxonomy places the organism in Eukaryota, Metazoa, Chordata, Actinopteri, Salmoniformes, Salmonidae. Gene Ontology annotation, molecular function: RNA polymerase II cis-regulatory region sequence-specific DNA binding; DNA-binding transcription factor activity, RNA polymerase II-specific; transcription factor binding. The transcript is spliced from 14 exons.